GGAUAGUCUUCUCCAUCGGAGGAACGUCUUCACGUCGUCUCCAUCCACUGACAGAAUGAUCUCCAUCCUCUGGACUUAAAUUAUCCUCAUCCACUGGACUUAGAUGAUCUCCAUCCAUUGGAGUUUGAUGCUCCCCAUCCUCUGGACUUAAAUGCUUCCCAUCCCCUGAAGUUUAAUGAUCUCCAUCCUCUGGAAUCAGACGGAUAUUUCGUUGUUGGCUACAACUCUCUCCCGAGGCAUUGGUUUUACCCUUUCCAAGCCUCCUGGCUGAAGCCAAACUGGAGCUCCCUCAUUUGCUGCAGCUCCAUGUUGAACCCUCACAUCGGACCGGAGCUCCAGACCCACGUGAGAUAGACGGUCGACGGUCUCUUGAGCAGAAAGGGACCCGGGACCGCCAUGGAGGGCUACAUGCUGGAGAAACCUUCUAUAUGGAGCUCUCAUGGAGGUCAAUAACAAAGACAAAAGGCUGCCAUCUUCCAGCCGUGCCAAGCUUGGAGAACCUGAGCUCUUCUUCUCUUGGUUGGCGGUGUGAGCCGGAUGUACCGGAGGAGGCCGAUGUCCUUCCAGUAAUGAGGUUUGUUGAGGACUUUGGAGGACCAGCCGGUGAGAAGAUCGGAGCUGAAGAACUUUCUAUCCUGAGACGUCCCACCAUGUAGAACGAUGUGAAUUUGCCAAUGACUCCCAUUUCCCGGUAGUGUGUGUUGGCUGCCAAGGUGUAGCUCUGCCAAUACUCAAUCCCGUCCCGUCCACCACUGAUAACCCGCCAUCCAUCGUCUCCUGACUGGGCCGGUGAAAUUGGUUAUAUAGACGAUGCCCUCCCCCAGCUGACUGUUUUUUUUUCAUGCUGGUGCGAAAUUUCCAUUAAAUGGAACCGCUUAAAUAUUUAUAAUCCUGUUUGUGAAGUGAGAAUGCGAUGACUCUCUCCUCGUAAACACCCACCGAGGGUUAAAUCCACAUCUCCCCCCCCACCGGGGAUUGUGCGCUGAAGAUGUGACCAGACACCGGAGGUUUGAUGUGAACCCCCCUCCCUGUAAUGCUGGAUUGGGGGUCUCUUCUUCCUGAUGAACAUUCGAUCCUGGCCUCCUGCGUUUUCCACCCUCGCUAUGCCCUCCCCGUCAGAUUCCAGCUUUUCGCUGACCGGUCGGACGUCCCGCAGUCUGUCCCAGCUGAGGAUCCACCGGGCUUGGUCACAUGUCCUGCUGGCCUUGGGAUUCGUCCAGGUCAUCCUCGGGGUGCUGAUCGUCACGUUCAGUUUGGUCACGGCUUCUAUCACUCCAAAUCUGAAGAUCAAACAUUCGUGUCCUUCGUGGGCCGGAUUCUCCCUGGCUGUUUCAGGCCUCGUUGGCUGCAUCUCAUGGAAGAAGCCCUUCACACUGAUGGUCACAGUGUUCACCUUGUUGAGCGCCCUGAGUGUCAUGCUGUGCCUUGCGGGGUCUAUCCUGUCCUGCCAGAAUGGGCAGCUGGUGAAAUCCUUCAACUCCUGUAAGAAGGAGAACAAUUGGUGCAUCUGCUGCCAUCCCGCUAUCCACCCGGAGGCGCCAUCUGACUGUGGAGAGCUAGAGAAACUCACCCUGUAUCCCAAUCACCAAUGUGACAGCAUCCGCACUGCACUGAAGGAUCUCUUGUUUAGUGUUUGUGGCCUCACCAUCUUCUCCACCAUUAUCUGCACCCUCUCCGCUGUCAUCUGCUGCGUUCAGAUUUUCUCAUUGGAUGUCAUCCAUGUUCUGGCGCCCCACCGAUCCACAUCCAUCCACCUGGAGUGUUUUUCCCCCCAGGACACCAUCCUGCAGAGCAUGAUCGAAUGCGAAGAGUUCAUUCCUCCAGUGCCGCCUCCACCAUAUUACCCUCCAGAAUACACGUGCAGCUCCGAGACUGACGCACAGAGCAUCACGUACAAUGGCUCCAUGGAAAGCCCCAUCCCGCUCUACCCCACCGACUUCCCACCCUCCUAUGAAAGUGUUAUGGGGCUUCGGGAGGACAGCCAGGCCACUCUGUAUGAUGCCCAGGCCCACCAGAAUUCCAGCCACAGUGCGUUUGACCAGAGGGACUCCACUGGACACGACGGGAAUGUUUUUGCAGAGGACAGCAGCCCUUCGGAAGAUUCCGUCUUGUUGGAUGUCCAGGGUUCGGUGCGGUCCGUGGACUACAUCUUAUAUCGCUCCAUUCAGCGCAGCCGGGCGGACUACUGUCUGAGCGUGGACUGCGGUCAGCGUGGACACCACCAUCAGAGCCCCACCCUCAGCCUGCAGGGGCCAUUUGAGGAGAUGUCAGUUCCCCAGAUUAAAGGAGGACGCUCUUUCUCUUGUUCCACGCCCAGCUCUUGCCAGGACCCUCCGCCCACCGUAGGAAGUGGCACCACACAUAGCUGUAACCGGCUGGAGAGUAUGGGGACACUCGUCGGUCCGUGUUUCCCUGAGCUGCGAGUAAAAGGGAAAGUCCCUCGUGCACGAGAGCUAAGCCGAAGCUCAGGGUGUUCCCUCCACCACUCCUCUCCCUGCCAGACUCCGGACUGCCCCCACCGCCGAUACAGCGAGAACACGCGGCCUAAAGCACUGUGCACCAAUCAGGUGCCUCGAUUUGUAGUCCGUUCCCACAGCGACCCUGCUAUCUCCUCCAUGUUCCAGACAGAUUUCGGGGAUGUGGAUUAUAUGAAGGUUCUAGAAGAGGACAACCUCUCCUUCUCCUCUGUAGAUGCUGCAGCUCUGUGUGCCGCGGCCGGCCUACGCAGACCCCGCCGGCCAACCUCCCCCCUACUUCUGCGCACGGGUUCAGCUGGAAAGAAUCGCUUCCUGGUGACCCACCGGACGGUCCAGCGGCUUUCGAGAAGUGGCGCUUUGUCCCUCGGAGACCUGAAGGGAGGGCGGAACCCCCGGAUGCUCGUGGCCCGAUUCCUGAACCGAUCCCGGAGGAGCCUAAAGGAGGGCGGAGACAACACAAAGCAGCCUCUGAAGAGUCCACUCCCCCUGGACCCUGAAAGACGGCCCACCAGGACGCCCAUGCAGAGUUGCGGAGACCUCAGCUCCACCUCAUCUCUCCGCCGUCUUCUGUCCGGCGGUCGGCAAGAGAUCCGGCGUCCUCGCAGCCUGAACGAGACGCCAAAAGAGAGCGCAGUGUGAGGAGAGACGAAGGGACCACCUGGAGCCCGGCACAGCGAGAGGGGACACCACAAAAAAAAGUGACCACCCCCUGCAUCAGCCAAGUCUCCGCCUCCAACGCUCAGGUUCAGCUACAGAAGGGCCAACGUUCAGCUGUGGCACCUCCGCCCUGUGCGGGGCGCUCUACCAAGACACCGCCAACCGUCCACCGAUUUCAGAGUCACAAACGUGCUCCAGGUGCAUUCACAGCUGUGAUUGGUGCAUCGGCCUCCAAAAAAAAUGCUGGGCUCCUCCCAUCCAUCCGGUGCGUUUCCAUUCCCUCCCAUAUCUGGUCGGUGAGCGGUCAAUGCAUGUGAUUGCAUCUCAUAGAAGCCUGCGGGGCCCACGCCCAACACAUCCGAAAUGCAUGUCGGUGCCCUUGUGGUGCAUUGUGGGAAAACCCGCUGCAUGCCGGACUGCCCAUCGGUUUUAUACGCAUGUGACUCCACCCCCCUCCAUCCCCCCAGGAAAGCCGCUCUCUAGAGAUGCCCCUGCCAGGGGCAUUGUGGGGGGGCACUGAUAUAUCGGUCCGCAGGGGAGUGUCUGCACAGCCCGGCCAAUCACAUUCCAGCUGUCAUUUCUGAAACUUUUGAUUGGUUAUCAUGGGACGCUUCCUUCCAGUUACUAUAUGAGAAGCUCCGCCCCCGAGGAAACUGAUUUGCCCUUUUCAUCUGAUAGUUAUUGUUACUGAGCAUUCCUCGGCCAAUCGGUAGGAGGAAAUCGGGCGGAGGAUCAUCUUCCUGGCACUGGGGGAAGAUUUCCGGGACUAGCAGAUUUCGGCGACUCUUCAGACAGGACUGGAGGGUGUGGUUGGGGGCGGAGCAAAACGAGCGCAGAUUGCGGUGGGAAUUGGCGCUCCUCUGUGUAUAUUGACAAUAAAAGUUUCACAUUUAACAA
Messenger RNA from Rana temporaria (common frog), 4031 nucleotides. It is a transcript of the gene ENTREP3, whose product is annotated as family with sequence similarity 189 member B. Lineage: Eukaryota; Metazoa; Chordata; Amphibia; Anura; Ranidae. The record is from RefSeq and is a predicted model, not a curated record. The coding region runs from base 1062 to 3116 and encodes 684 amino acids. Gene Ontology annotation, cellular component: membrane. The transcript has 13 exons.